This is a messenger RNA of Acytostelium subglobosum LB1, 3384 nucleotides long. RefSeq lists its product as hypothetical. NCBI's taxonomy places the organism in Eukaryota, Evosea, Eumycetozoa, Acytosteliales, Acytosteliaceae. Gene Ontology annotation, molecular function: guanyl-nucleotide exchange factor activity. The record is from RefSeq and is a predicted model, not a curated record. Gene Ontology annotation, cellular component: plasma membrane. The transcript has 2 exons. The coding region runs from base 1 to 3384 and encodes 1127 amino acids. Gene Ontology annotation, biological process: positive regulation of GTPase activity; Ras protein signal transduction.
AUGUCAACUCAACAUCCUACUGUCUGUGAUGACAACAACAAUCAAGUUGGACCAUCAUCACCACCUCCCAGUGUAAUCGAGUUGAUGUCACCAGAUAAGAGGAGAUCGCUCAACUCACCACCUUUGGUAUCAUCUCCACCUCAGACUCAGACUCAGCCCCAGCCUCAAAUACAACAACAAUCACAACAUCAAUCACCAUCAUCAAAGAGUCGAGUCGAUACCAAAUCAAUAUCUGUAAUCACCAUCAAUGUAAUCUACUUUAACAGCAAGCUCAAUGGACACUCAUCACUCAAUGUAACCAGCAGCACUUCAACGUCCACAACCUCUACCGCUCAAGACUCUCCACUGACCUCACCAAAGAAAGCGAGCAAGUCAACAAUCUUUAGUGGCGCUCACCUUUCAUUGCCACUGUCCAACUACUCGUCCAAGCUUGGAAGGUCCAAGUCAUCUCCACCUGUGGCGGCCGCAAACUUUGGAUCAUCAAACAAGUCGCAGUCACCGAGUCUGCGGGUUGCCUCUCCACCCAGUCACGCCAAGCCACACCAAAAGAACAUGAAGAUUUCGCCAUCGACGACGUUGGCUGAGCUGCUCAACAUGUUGAUUCCAAACCUGAUACACUAUGAUAACCUUCCAAAGGCAAUCUACGCCAACGAGGAAUGGGAGCUGACAAACAAAAAGCCAGGCGAGGAGAGACAGUGCUAUGCACUGUUCCGCAACUCGUCUGUGCCUCUACUGCACAAGGACAAACCACUGAGGGAGCUUGGUGUAAAGGAUGGAGACACCCUGGAUCUCAAGACUGUUUACCUGGAGAGCGUCCAUGUCAAGGUACACAUCCCCAAGUUCUAUCAGAGUGAGUUGCCAGCUGAGGCCGUCGUCAAGUUGACGCCAUUCUCUUCAGUGCGCUCAAUCAUUCACAAGCUACACAAGAAGUUCAAUCAUACCAUCGACCUGACGCAGUACGGUCUUUUCCUAGAGAAUGGCGAGAAGCCAGAGCAACAGCAGAUGUUGGAAGAGGAUGAGCUGUUCUCAACAUAUGGCAUCACGGCGCAAUCCAAGUUGGUCUUCCGCACUCUGGCCAUUGCCGACAUCAUGUCAAUGCAGUAUGGAUCGGUUACACUCCAUGUGUUUGUAACAGCAUCAUACUCCCGAUAUACAUGUAUUCAGUUGAUGUUUGAGCCCAACACUCUAAUAUCCGUUGCACUCAAGAUAGCCUGUCAGCGGGCAGGCAUAUCUUCAGAGCGCUCCAAAAAGUGUGGACUCUUCCUUGGACUCAACGAUGACGAUGCCGAUGGUGUCUGGAUGUCCGAGAACCUAACUCUGAAUGAUUAUCACGUUGGAUUCAAUAACAAGUUGGAACUAAGACAAAGAUAUAGGACAUAUCAAGUAUCUGUCAAGUCACCAAGAGAUACUAAACUUAGUAUGCACUUUGAUCAGAAUGCUACAGUGUCAACUCUGUUUGAAUGUAUUAUCAACAAUGAAGGAGUUUCAAACGCCAACUCUUACUCAUUGCUAUCAAAGGACACUGGACUUGCAUUGGAGAUGAGCAGGAACCUUUGGUCAUACAAUAAUUGCACAGAGCUGGAGUUCAGAGAGAAUCCCGAGAGGUUGUUUAUUUUCAGCAGCAAUGAUAGUGAUAGCCAUCAUAUUCCCAAGAUGAUUUACAUUGACUUCAACGCUCCCCUGGACGUUGAGUUCCCCAAGUCACUCGCACUGGACAGUGAUCUGUCGCCCAACUCAUAUACGUUAAAGAGAAUGAAUGAUGGUGACUCCAAGCUGGAUAUGAGGCAGUCCCUCAGACAACUUGGAGUCCAACCAGGCUCACGCAUCUUCUUGGCGAUCAGUCCUCCAGUCGUCCAGACCAAGGCUGAGCCACAAUCCACAAGUGAGCAGGCAUCCAACCUCAAUCAAGUGUCAUUCACUGUUGCCACGAGUCCACCAACAACCUCUAGUGUUGCAAUGAUCGAUUAUCCCUCAUCAAUCAAGACGCCAGAGAGUAUAUGGGACGAGCCGACAGCCAUCGACCACAAUAAUCACUGCACCAACAACGAUGAGGACGAUGUUGAGGACAUUGUCACAACUCUUGACGCCAUGUCGUUAAACAAGUUGGUGAUCCGUCUGACCUCAGAGAGUUCACAUGACCUAAUGUUCAUGAGGGCAAUGUUGAUCACUCAUCCUUCAUUCACAGUCACCCGAGACCUGUUGGAGAAGUUACUUGAGAGAUUCCGCGUGCCCAGUGAAGUGCCACAAAAGGAGAGAAUGGCCAUCCAACUACGCGUUGCCAAUGUGAUCAAGUAUUGGGUGGAGCAUCACUCUGAGGACUUUGACGCCAACGAUGCCAAGCUGCUCGUGGACUUUGUUGACAGCGAGCUCAAACUAGUGUUCCCUCAACUGGGUACAAUGAUCCAUGGUUGUGUCGAGCGUUCAUGUGGCUUCAACUCCACCGAGUUGGUCAGGACCAAGAGUGAUGGACAGACCACUGACACACCAAGGAAGCGCCCUACUCUUCAGAUCACACUCUCCGAUGAGUUCCCGGCAAAUGGAUCAUGGAGACGAUACCCCAAGGACUCACCUACCGGCGCCCCACUCUCCCUGUCUGCCAAGGACGAGCAUGAGUACUACAUCAAAGGUGUGACCAGCCCUUCUUCCAUUUUUGACUUUGAAGAUGAUGAGAUUGCCAAGCAACUCACCGUGUUUGAUCAUCUCUGCUACUGUGCCAUCCGCCAGAAGGAGUUCUUGAACCAGGCCUGGAACAAACAACAUGCUACCAAGCACUCGCCCACCAUCCUCAAGAUGAUCAACCGAUUCAAUGAGCUGAGCCUAUGGGUGGUGAAGCUUAUCUUGGAGCCAGACCGUCUAAAGACACGCGCCAAACGUAUUGAGCGAAUAAUCAAGAUUGCUGAGAAGUUGCGCCAACACAACAACUUCAACUCUUUGAUGUCCUUGUUGGCGGGUCUCAACAACUCUGCCGUCCUACGUCUGAAGCACUCUCGCUCGAUGGUCUCAAAGAAGUACCUUGAGAGUCUCGAGUCGAUGGAGCGUGAGAUGAGUUGCGAGUCAUCCUACAAGAGUUACCGCGAGGUACUCCGUACCACUGUUCCACCCUGUGUACCAUACAUUGGCGUUUACCUGACCGAUCUUACAUUCAUCCACGAGGGUAAUCCCAACGUCGUUGGUAACAACAACCUCAUCAAUGUAUCCAAGUACAUCCUCAUCUACAAAGUGAUCUCUGAGGUUCAACAAUACCAAUGGACGACAUACCACUUCAACUAUGUUCCAAUCAUUCAAACCUUUAUCAAAGACCUGCACACGCCAACCAUGCAAGAGCUCUACGACCUGUCACUCCAAAAGGAGCCCAAGUGUGCGCUAAAGUCUGACUUGCUCUGA